This is a messenger RNA of Manihot esculenta (cassava), 1407 nucleotides long. Its product is annotated as protein DETOXIFICATION 53. Gene Ontology annotation, molecular function: antiporter activity; xenobiotic transmembrane transporter activity. Gene Ontology annotation, cellular component: membrane. Bases 1 to 1407 code for a protein of 468 amino acids. The transcript is spliced from 2 exons. The record is from RefSeq and is a predicted model, not a curated record. Lineage: Eukaryota; Viridiplantae; Streptophyta; Magnoliopsida; Malpighiales; Euphorbiaceae. Gene Ontology annotation, biological process: xenobiotic detoxification by transmembrane export across the plasma membrane.
AUGCAGGUGGUUGAGGAGUUGAUAUUGCUAGGAAAAAUUGCAUGCCCUAUGGCAAUAUCAAGCUUAGUUUUGCACUCCAAAUCUAUAAUAUCUAUGCUCUUCUUGGGACAUCUUGGAGAUAUUGAACUAGCAGGGGGUUCACUUGCAAUUGGCUUUGCAAACAUAACAGGCUAUUCUGUUAUUAAAGGACUAGCAAUGGGGAUGGAACCCAUAUGUUGCCAAGCAUAUGGAGCUAAAAAAUGGUCAAUUCUAAGCCAAACCUACAAAAAGACACUAUGCAUCCUCUUUCUUGCAACUAUCCCAAUCUCCCUGUUAUGGCUAUAUAUGGAGCCAAUCCUUUUAGGGUUUGGUCAAGAUCAAAACAUUACAUCCAUUGCAAGGGUCUAUAUUACGUACUCGAUCCCUGAACUCCUAUCCCAAGCUCAUCUUCAUCCAUUAAGGAUUUUCAUAAGGAUUCAAAAUCUAACAAAACCCAUUGCCAUAGUUGUUAUUUUUUCAAUGAUCCUUCACUUUCCUAUCAAUUACUUGCUUGUAAUACAUUUAAAUUUAGGUGUUAAGGGAGUUGCCUUGGCCUCUUUUUGGUAUACAAUAAACUUGAGCUUGGGUCUAUUAGCAUACCUCAUUCUAUCAAGAACAGCAAUGAAACCUUGGAAGAAUUUGCAUGUAACAUCUUUCUUUCAAGGGUGGCAGCCGCUGGUUUCCCUCAUGCUGCCAAGUGUAUUAUCAGUGUGCUUGGAGUGGUGGUGGUAUGAAAUAAUGCUCCUAUUGUGUGGCCUCCAAGAUAAUCCUCAAGCAAGUGUAGCUGCAAUGGGAAUCCUCAUUCAAACCACAGGCUUGCUUUAUGUAGUUCCAUACUCUUUAAACUUGGGUUUAUCGGCUCGUGUAGGGCAAGAGCUGGGGGCUGGGCAACCCUCACAGGCAAAAAGGGCUACCACUGUAGGACUCAUUGUGUCAAUUUUUUGUGGACUAUUAGCCUUUGUCUUCACAGUUUCAGUGAAAGAUUGGUGGGGAAAGAUGUAUACAAAAGAGCAACAGAUCUUAGACUUAAUAUCGCUGGUGUUGCCUAUAGUUGGAGUUUGUGAGCUGGGAAACUGCCCACAAACAGCUGCAUGUGGAGUCCUAAUAGGCUCUGCAAGGCCUAAGGUGGGUGCUUGUGUAAACUUUGUUGCCUUCUACCUAAUUGGUUUGCCAGUUUCUACACUUUUGGCCUUCAAACUUAAGUUGGGAGUUAUGGGAUUGUGGUUUGGGCUUGCUGCAUCACAAGCUUCAUGUGUUUGCUUGAUGAUAUAUGUUCUAGUUUGCACUGAUUGGAAGUACCAAGCACAAAGGGCCAAGGAAUUGACUCAGCUCACUGAUGAAGAUGGAAACAAUGAUUUGGAAGCCAAUCUCCUAUACUCUACAAACUAA